Messenger RNA from Limanda limanda (common dab), 990 nucleotides. It is a transcript of the gene cldn10e, whose product is annotated as claudin 10e. The transcript is spliced from 5 exons. The coding region runs from base 1 to 990 and encodes 329 amino acids. Gene Ontology annotation, biological process: cell adhesion; bicellular tight junction assembly. The record is from RefSeq and is a predicted model, not a curated record. Lineage: Eukaryota; Metazoa; Chordata; Actinopteri; Pleuronectiformes; Pleuronectidae. Gene Ontology annotation, cellular component: plasma membrane; bicellular tight junction. Gene Ontology annotation, molecular function: structural molecule activity.
AUGCAGACCCGUGUGGUCCAGAUCUGGGGUUUCCUGCUGACGGUGCUGGGCUGGAUCUUUGUGGCGUGCACGAUGGCCAUGGAGGGCUGGAAGAUCACCUCCAUCGGGGGCAUGGGGGGCUCCUCCAUCAUCAAGGUGGCCUGGUACUGGUCCAGCCUGUGGAGAUCGUGUUUCACCGACUCCACUGCCGUCAGUAACUGUUACGACUACCCGGUGCUGUGGUCUGUGGAGGGUCACAUCCAGAUCGUGAGGGGCCUGCUGAUGGCGGCGCUCAGCCUGGGGAUGCUGGGCUUCGUGCUCAGUCUGCUGGGGAUGGAGUGCACCUUCAUCGGAGGAAAAGACCGUUCCAAGCACAAGAAGAUCUUCGCUGGAGGGUGCUGCCACAUCGUCGGAGGUUCUCUGUCUGUCUGCGGCUACGCUGUUUACGCUCAGUAUGUUUCCGUCGAAUACUUCAACCCAAACUUUGAUGGACUGAAGUACGACCUGGGCACUCCUCUGUUCCUGGGCUGGGUCGGCUCAGCUUUCCACAUGACCGGAGGCUUUUUCUAUCUGUGGUCUGUGUGCACGCCGCUCUGUGGAGGAAAUCACACGGUGAUCAACAUUCAGCCAAUAGCUGAUCCAGAACAAAACAAGUCCACCACGGCUCUGUCUUCAGUGUCAGAGGUCACGUCUAAGACCAAAGUGUCGUCCGUCUUUGAGCUGUCGUCCAGGUCCGAGCGCUCAGACGUGUCGGCCAUCUCCUCAAGAUCGGAGCGCACGUCCACAUCUACACGCUCAGCCAAGUCAGGAAAGUCAACGAAGACAAGGCGAAGUAUAAAGUCUGCAGGGUCAGGGUCAGGGUCGGGGUCGGGGGCAGGGUCAGAGUCCGGCCUCUCGUUGAUGUCCAGCAUUCCGACUUUGUCCGAGUCGAGCAGCAGCAGCAGCCGGACGGUCUCGUCCAGCAGCGCGAGGAGCGAGACGACGCCGUUCAACAGAAACUCUUUUAUCUGA